Messenger RNA from Populus trichocarpa (black cottonwood), 1813 nucleotides. RefSeq lists its product as uncharacterized. Gene Ontology annotation, biological process: protein N-linked glycosylation; N-acetylglucosamine metabolic process. NCBI's taxonomy places the organism in Eukaryota, Viridiplantae, Streptophyta, Magnoliopsida, Malpighiales, Salicaceae. Gene Ontology annotation, molecular function: beta-1,4-mannosylglycoprotein 4-beta-N-acetylglucosaminyltransferase activity. The record is from RefSeq and is a predicted model, not a curated record. The coding region runs from base 447 to 1538 and encodes 363 amino acids. Gene Ontology annotation, cellular component: membrane. The transcript is spliced from 4 exons.
CUUCUCUCUCCCAUCAUAAAAGUAUUUUCCAUUUCUGCUUUCUGCUUUCUGCUUUCUGCGACUCUGCUUGGCUGAAAACGGUGCCGUAUUAAAAUGGGAAAUUUUCAUCGAAUCUAUUCAUUUAAUUAAUGAAUCUCCAGAUCCUGAACUUGGUUUAAUUGAGGUUUGCUUUGCCAGCUCUACUUCUGUGUGUUUCGUCCUGUUACUCCUUGGAGACUGAUGCCUCUUGUGAUCCAAGCAGAAUGACACAGAAAGAUAAAUAUAGCCGGCCCCUACUAGUUUGGGUUUGAGGCUUGGUUGUUGCUGCACAGCUUGUUUCGAUUACUGUCCCCUUGAGUUUAGCAAACUAAAAUUAGGUGACUGAAGUUGGAAGAAGCAUGGCUUUGGGGUUUCCUGAAUCGGGACCAUGCAUGUAACUGCACCGUUCAAUCUUUCUAAACCAAAUCAUGGCCCCUAGACUCCUUCGCUUAGCCUACAGAAGAGUAACCUUCAAGGUUGUUUUCUUCAUACUGCUGAUACUUGUGCCAAUUUGUGUGAUUGGAAUCCUCACACAUGCCCAGCAUGUCUCCUACUUUUUACGUCCACUUUGGGACAACCCCCCUCCUCCCUUUAAACACCUACCUCACUAUUAUGCAGAGAAUGUCUCAAUGGAACAUCUUUGCCACCUACAUGGUUGGUCCCUACGAUCUGAGCCUCGCCGUGUAUUUGAUGCCAUCAUCUUUAGCAAUGAGCUAGACGUUCUUGAGAUCAGAUGGCACGAGCUUUAUCCUUACAUCACUAAAUUUGUAAUCCUCGAAUCGAAUACCACUUUCACUGGCAUCCCCAAGCCUCUCUUCUUUGACUCAAACCGGUCUAGAUUUGCCUUUGCGAAGGAGAAGAUUGUCCAUGGUGUAUUUUCAGGCCGAAUUGCUGCCCGUGGAAAAAAUGAAGACCCUUUUGUACUUGAGUUUGAGCAGCGGAAAGCUAUGAGUGGAUUGCUCCGCAGUUCAGGAAUUUCCUACGGUGACUUGAUCAUUAUGUCAGAUGCAGAUGAGAUUCCAAGCCCACACACAUUGAAACUACUGCAGUGGUGUGAUGAAAUUCCACAUGCCAUGCACCUUGAGCUCAAGCACUACAUGUACUCAUUUGAGUUUCCUGUAGAUUACAGUAGCUGGCGGGCCACAAUCCAGAUUUUUGGCCCUCGCACCGGUUACCGGCAUUCACGCCAAACUGACCUUAUUCUCUCUGAUUCUGGGUGGCACUGUAGUUUUUGCUUUCGCCGACUUCAGGAAUUUGUGUUUAAGAUGACUGCAUAUAGUCAUGCAGAUAGAGUUAGGAGGAAUGAAUUUUUGAACUACUCUAGAAUUCAGAAAAUCAUUUGCAGUGGAGAUGAUCUCUUUGAUAUGCUACCUGAGGAGCACACCUUUCAGGAGCUGAUUAAGAAGAUGGGACCAAUACCCCAUUCAGCUUCUGCGGUCCACCUCCCGUCAUAUUUGAUAGAGAAUGCGGAUAAGUUUAGGUUUCUUCUUCCUGGGAAUUGUUUACGAACAUUGGAAUGAAGUUAUUGGCAGUCCGAAUCAAAAUGAGUAAAAUAUGUAGAUGCAGUGCAGUGCAGAACUCUGUCAUUGUUCCUUUUCCUUUUUAGGCCUCAAAUGCCCAGUUCUGUAAAGGGAUGUCUAGUUGUAUAACAGUUGUCUAGUUGUGUAACAGUUGCAAACAAAGAAAAAAUUGUCUUGCUCCGGUCCCAAAGAUUAUAGCUCUUCUAAUCGGAUUCUUUUUCUCUGGGAAGACAUAUUGUUCAGUUCAAGCAUUAGAAAAGAAUCAAGUUUAUACA